GCACAUUUGCUGGCGACUACACUGGCAAGCGAAAGGUCACGGCUGAGGGCAACGAAUACUCGUUGGCGGUCAACGUCCUGGCCCCCUUCUUGCUGACUUCGCUUCUUCUGGAGAAUGUUCGCGCCUCCGGUGCAGGCCGCAUCCUAAUCACUUCCUCGAUUUCUGCUGGAUCAAACGACGCCUUGUCCGACCUUCAAUGUGAAAAGCAUUGGUCCGACCACAGAGCCUACGAGCUCAGCAAGCUUUGCGACGCUAUGAUCACCAUGGAGCUUCAUGCACGUUACGGAGAUCCCCCGAGGCUGUGCUUCCACACCAUGGACCCAGGCACAGUGGACACCAAAAUGCUGCGAGCAGGGUGGGGCUUCGGAGGCGCACCCGUACGUUCGGCAACGACUUCUUUCGAGAUGCUCACGGAGGACAAGUACCAGACCACGUCUGGCCAGGGGAAUGGCUACUGCUGUGGCGAGAAGGAAGCAUCUCGCAAACGGCUCUGGGACGAGCUGGUGAAGCUGACCGACGCCAAGUACCCCUGA
Messenger RNA from Symbiodinium pilosum, 533 nucleotides. The record is from the annotation of a GenBank genome assembly. Lineage: Eukaryota; Dinophyceae; Suessiales; Symbiodiniaceae.